AUGUAUCUAUUAAUCAAUCUUAGUAUACAUAUUCAAAAGAUGAAGAGACAAACAAAACUUCUUUAAACAAGAAAGAAAGAAAAUUUUGAUAAUUUUUUUUAAUUUGAUAAAUUAAUAAAAUUUAGAAAAGAAGAUAAGAGGGGAAAACAAACAAACAAACAAACAAAAAAUCAAAUAAAUAAAUUAAUAUAUAAAUAAAUAAAUAAACAAACACAUAAGCAAGCAUAUAAGCAAACUAUCCAAAUACAUAAUUAAGUUAAUCAAUCUUAAAUAAAUUAAUAUCAAUCAACACAUUAGAAAGAAGAAAGAAAGAAAGAAAGCGAUCAAGCUGCAGAAAUCAAAAGUCAAAAAAAUCAUAAACCAGAAGAAAAAGAAAAAAUCCUCAAAAAAAUACAAAUUUUUUGCAUUAAAUCUAGCGCUGUACGAUAGUGUUUGGAACUCAUUUUGACAAUAAAAUUAAAGAAGAAACCAUCCUGA
Molecule: messenger RNA, 477 nt
Organism: Tetrahymena thermophila SB210
Lineage: Eukaryota; Ciliophora; Oligohymenophorea; Hymenostomatida; Tetrahymenidae
Exons: 1
Source: RefSeq, a predicted model, not a curated record